Cololabis saira (Pacific saury) is the source of this 6836-nucleotide messenger RNA. Its product is annotated as protocadherin-9. Gene Ontology annotation, cellular component: plasma membrane. The transcript is spliced from 5 exons. Gene Ontology annotation, biological process: homophilic cell-cell adhesion. The record is from RefSeq and is a predicted model, not a curated record. Bases 859 to 4443 code for a protein of 1194 amino acids. Gene Ontology annotation, molecular function: calcium ion binding. Lineage: Eukaryota; Metazoa; Chordata; Actinopteri; Beloniformes; Belonidae.
UGUGCUCUGGGAGUGAGAGUGCGGGGAUAAACGGCACAUGCACUCUGCGCAUCGGUGUAACACUCAACAGCCUUUUUCAUGUAGGUUGGCAUCUUCAGGUGGGAUUGACUCUGAGAUCGCUUUUUUUUGCAAUAAAUACCUUCAUAAUUUUUUUUUUUUUUAAACCUUGUGUCUACGUUUGGUGAUUAUUGAUGGAGCCCCGUGAACUUGAAACAUGACGGGACGCGAGUGUUUUUUCUUGCGCACCGCUCGUCUGUUCCCUCACCUUCACAGGUAGAUUUGGAGAAGGAAAAUUAUAGACAGAUAAAUCGAUUUCUUUCGCCUUUUUGCUGCCUCUUUCAUCGGGAUCUGUAUACUGGAGAUGAUAAGCAGUGAUUUUGGGACUGGCUCUAACGGGAGAAACCACGAGGCUGACCGCAGUCACCGCAGGUGACUCCAGUCCCCGUCCAUCCUCAACUUAAACGGGGGGAAGGAACUGCGACACAGGCAAUGCAGCUUCUAAUUCAUCCCAAUUUGUGUCAUCAGAAGCCUCAGUCCCAAACCUUUUUUCCUCUUUGAUUAUUAUUCCCACGGGCCAAUUAUUAUAUAUUUAUUUUUUCCUCUUUCCUGGACCCAGACGCAGAUCUGACAGAGAAGGACCUUUUUUCUGUCUUUUUUUUUUUUACCAGAAUAAAGUCGCAUAUGUGCCACACUGGGUGAAGAAGACUAUGAGAUGACACCUUCCAGUUUUCCCCCCUUCGCUGCAACGGAUUUGGGUGUGUUCAUGGAAGAUUCCUGCCAUCACAUACAAGGAGUCACUGCUUUUUACAACGUUGCAUAGAAAGAAACCAUUGAAUUGUGAAGGCUGGAAACGCUGUCAUGGAUCUAAAAGACUAUUACCUGUUGGGCACCAUACUCACUUGUAUAUGGUUAGAUCCCUCCAUAGCACAAGAACUAAUCUACCCUAUCAGGGAGGAGUUGCAAGAAAAUGUUCUCAUUGGGAAUAUACCAAAGGACCUAAACAUUUCCCAUACAAAUGCUGCCACUGGAGCAAGUGCUAAUCUUGUCUACCGGCUCGUCUCUAAAGCAGGAGAUAACCCACUGGUCCGUGUUCUGAGCAGCACUGGAGAGAUAUUCACAACAUCAAAUCGCAUAGACAGAGAGAAGUUGUGCCCCGGACCCUCAUUUGAUGACAGCGAGUGCUCCUUUGAAAUUGAAGUGGUCAUCCUGCCUAAUGAUUAUUUCAGGCUAAUUAAGAUCAAGAUAAUUGUCAAAGACACAAAUGAUAAUGCCCCCAUGUUCCCAUCCCCCGUGAUCAACAUCUCCAUCCCAGAGAACACCCUCAUUAACAGCCGCUUCGCUAUUCCUUCUGCUACUGACCCAGACACUGGCCCCAACAGUGUGCACAAAUAUGAGCUGAUCAACGGGCAAAGUGCAUUCGGCUUAGACAUAGUAGAAACGCCUGAAGGGGAGAAGUGGCCCCAGCUCAUUGUGCAGCAAAAUCUGGACAGAGAGCAGAAGGAUACAUAUGUGAUGAAGAUUAAAGUAGAGGAUGGUGGGAGCCCACAGAAAUCCAGCACUGCCAUUCUUCAGGUUACUGUGACAGAUGUCAAUGAUAAUAAGCCUGUGUUUAAAGAGAGCCAGAUUGAGGUGCACAUACCAGAGAACUCCCCUAUUGGCACUUCUGUAGUGCAGCUCCAGGCCACUGAUGCAGACAUAGGAGCAAAUGCAGAGAUACAUUAUGUAUUUGGGACACAGGUCUCUCCUGCUACAAAAAGACUAUUUGCAUUAAAUACAACAUCUGGGCUUAUUACAGUGCAGAGACCUCUGGACAGGGAAGAAACUGCUAUUCAUAAGCUCUCUGUAUUAGCCAGUGAUGGGAGCUCAAGUCCAGCCAGAGCUACUGUAACCAUAAAUGUAACAGAUGUAAAUGACAAUCCACCGAAUAUAGACCUGAGAUACAUAAUCAGUCCCAUUAAUGGCACUGUUUUCCUCUCAGAAAAGGACCCCAUCAAUACCAAGAUAGCCCUCAUCACAGUAUCAGACAAAGACACUGACAUCAACGGCAAGGUCAUUUGUUUCAUAGAGAAGGAUGUGCCCUUCCAUCUCAAAGCUGUCUAUGACAACCAGUAUCUGUUAGAGACAUCUGCACUGCUUGACUAUGAAGGGACGAAGGAAUACAACUUUAAAAUUGUGGCUUCGGACUCUGGAAAGCCAAGCUUGAAUCAGACUGCCUUGGUACGAGUUAGACUGGAGGAUGAGAACGACAACCCGCCUAUUUUUACUCAGCCAGUCAUUGAGCUGGCCGUCAUGGAAAACAACAAACGCGACCUUUUCCUCACCACUCUCAGCGCCACUGAUGAGGACAGCGGGAAGAACGCAGAGAUUGUGUAUCAGCUGGGGCCGAAUGCAUCAUUUUUUGAUCUCGACCGUAAAACAGGGGUCCUGACUGCUUCAAGGGUUUUCGAUAGGGAGGAUCAGGAUAGGUUCCUCUUCACUGUAACAGCAAGAGAUAACGGGACACCCCCUUUGCAAACACAGGCAGCUGUUAUUGUAACUGUGCUGGAUGAAAAUGAUAACAAUCCUAAGUUCACACACAACCACUUUCAGUUCUUUGUGUCUGAAAAUCUUCCUAAAUACAGCACUGUUGGGGUAAUAACUGUGACAGAUUCUGAUGCUGGAGAAAAUGCUGCUGUGUCUCUCUCUAUACUGAAUGACAAUGAGAACUUUAUAUUGGAUCCGUACUCUGGGGUGAUAAAAUCUAAUGUGUCAUUUGACAGGGAGCAACAGAGCUCCUACACUUUUGAUGUUAGGGCUGUGGACAGCGGCAGACCUCCUUGCUCUUCAGCCGCCAAGGUGACCAUUAACGUCAUCGAUGUGAACGACAACACCCCUAUCGUCAUUUAUCCCCCCUCCAACACAUCUUUCAAGCUUGUCCCUCUCUCAUCUAUCCCGGGAUCUGUGGUAGCGGAGGUUUUUGCUGUUGAUGGGGAUACAGGGAUGAAUGCAGAACUGAAGUACACUAUCGUGAGCGGGAACAACAAGGGUCUGUUCAGAAUUGACCCAGUCACAGGAAAUAUUACACUGGAGGAAAAACCUGCAGUAACUGACAUAGGCUUACACAGAUUAGUGGUCAAUAUCAGUGACCUGGGAUACCCCAAAUCCCUCCAUACCCUGGUGCUAGUGUUUCUGUAUGUCAAUGACACUGUGGGCAACUCAACACUCAUUUAUGAUCUCAUCCGACGCACCAUGGAGACUCCAAUCGACCGAAACAUUGGGGAAAGCAGUGAAACUUAUCAGAGUGGUGACUAUUUAACUAUCAUGAUAGCCUUUGUUACUGGGGCCUUAGUGGUGAUCAUCGUCAUCUUUGUGACUGUGCUGCUGCGCUGUCGCCACGCUUCCAGGUUUAAAGCUGCACAGAGAAAAAAACAGGGGGCUGAGUGGAUGUCACCAAACACGGAAAGCAAGCAGAACAAGAAGAAAAAACGUAAGAAAAGGAAGUCCCCCAAAAGCUCUUUGCUCAAUUUUGUGACCAUAGAGGGGAACAAACCCGACGAUCCCGCUCACGAGCCAAUCAACGGAACCAUCAGCCUCCCUACAGAGCUGGAGGAGCAAGGGAUUGGACGCUUUGAUUGGAAUGCCACACCGACCACGACCUUCAAACCUAGUAGCCCAGAUCUGGCUCGGCACUACAAGUCCGCUUCGCCACAAUCGGCUUUCCACCUCAAGGCCGACACGCCGGUGUCAGUGAAGAAGCAUCAUGUGAUUCAGGAACUCCCCUUGGAUAACACAUUUGUUGGGGGCUGUGACACCCUUUCCAAGAGAUCCUCCACAAGCUCCGACCACUUCAGUGCCUCAGAGUGCAGUUCCCAAGGAGGGUUCAAGACGAAGGGGCCCAUGCACACCAGACAGCAGGGAACAUUAACUCGUGCCCGAACCGAACUGAACCCUGAAUAUCUGGACCUUCGUCCGCGAGCAGAGCUGAAUCCCGAAUAUUGGACCCCUUGCACCCCUUUAGCGCAGGACGACUUCUACGAGCAGGCCUCCCCCGAUAAGAGGACCGAAGCUGAUGGCAACUCUGACCCCAACUCCGAUGGCCCCCUGGGACCACGUGGUCUGGUGGAAGCCACAGAGAUGUGCACACAGGAGUGCCUCGUCCUGGGACAUUCAGACAACUGUUGGAUGCCCCCAACGUUAGGUUCAUACCAGCAGUCCAAGUCCCCCGUCUCCAGCUUUGGCUCUCAGCGGGAAUGGGGUCCAAAGGACAAACUUCUUAAUGGACAUACACUGUCCAGAACCUGGAAAAAUGAGAGCGGACGCUCUGAGCAUUUUGGUGACAGGAAGCAGUUUGGGAGUGGAGAGGGACACUUCACCAGCAGUGGCAUCGCUGAUAUUCCGUUAGUGAGUCUGAAAUCCUGCCAGUCAGCCUCCUGCCCGGACAGCCCAAAGGACCAGCAGCUGUAAGAGGGACUUUGCUUUUGUGCUGUCAGAGCGAUCCCUAAAUCUGGACCCAGUUAACAGACGGAGCAUCUCACCUGAGCUCCUCUUAUGCUUACUUGUUUUAUUUCUUGUUUCUUAUUUUCAAACUUAAUUUGAUGCUUCUGCAGUGUGACAGCCACAUGUACUAUGUGGGCCACAAAAUAGUGCUUAUGCUGUGUUCUCUACAGUGAAACUUUACUAUUGCUCUAUAGAAAAUCUUUUUUUUUUCUUCUUCUUUUUGUGCUUGACGUCCUCCAUGGAUUUAUUCAGCGUUAAACAACAUUUUCUGUCCACUUCAUGAAUGAACUGGACAUAAGGAGGAAGGACUUAUAUACGUAAAGUUGAGAAAAAGUAAAAAAAAAAAAAAAGAAAUAGAAAAAAAGAAGAAAAAAAAGGACCAAUAUACACAAAUAUUUGUGGUGUGAUUGUUAUUGAGUUGUUCAGGACUAUAUUAAUCAACACAAAGAAAAAGGAAUUACAUUUCAGAAAGUGUUGUUCUAAUUACACUGUUUGUGGACACUUGUUUAUUAAGUCAUUGUCUCUGUAUUUGUAAAUAAGGCUUAUUAAUCAUGAUCAUGUAUCUGUUAUAUCCACAGUGACUAGGACAGUUCUUUGCUGGUGUAAUAAUGGCUUUUCAUCGGGACUUUAGUUUUCAGUUGGUCAAAGAUCUUUAAUAUGGCAUACUCUGCAACAAAAAUGCAUUUACCUACUUAUCUAAAACCCUUACGGUCGACUUUUUUAAACAAAAUGGAGUGUUUGGUACCAUAUCAUUGUUCUAACAUCCAUGAUUCCCACAACUCAAUCGUGUAACAAAUGCCCAUUGAUCCAGCAUUCCAUUGGUACAAAUGCCUUUUAUUCCAAACACCCAAAGCUCACUAUGCCAACAUCCCAUUAUUUUUUGAAGAUUUCAAAUCCAUUUCUGGGUGACCUUAACUCACCCGCUGAACCCAACAAUAACUCAGACUGUCAUCAGGUUCGAACGUGCCAUUAAAUGGUAAAAAUGAUGGCCAACCUGUAACCCAAUACGCUUUUUUGCACAGCUGUGGGGAAACAUUUAUUCUACAUUCAAACGUGGCAUACAUCAAUGUGGACAACAUGCCGAGCAUCUACAAUGGACAUUAGCACCACAAUCACAACUGGGGCUGUGCAGAGAUCUUUGAAAAGGAAACCUAGGGGCUUAAAAAAUAGCAUGGUGAUUUUAAAGGGUCUCAUUAAUUCUUGAAUUGAAUAAAUGGAUACAGUACAUUCAAUGAAACAUCCAUGGAUUAACUGAUCAGCUGAGGUUCAUGUUCAGACCAAUGGGAUGUUGGUGUAAACGGACUAUAGACCCAAUGAUUUGUUAGCCCAAUGGGAACUUGUCACGAUGCAGGUUUGUCAGAAUAAUGGGUUGUCAGAACAAGUAGAAAUCCCGCUGUGUUUGCCAUUAGUCCAUAAUAAUUUCCUAUAACUACAAAUUCAUUAAGAAAAAAAAUCUGGUUUUUCUUUUUCUUUUAAAAACCUUUUUGUAUGAAAGAUGUCAGUGCUCAAUAUGUGCAUUAUAAAAAUGAAAAGCUCUUAAGGCUAUCUAUUAACUGAUUUUGAAAGUGUUCAGUACAAUUAAAUAGCAAUAUAUUUGUAAAUGGCUAAAUGUUUUAUCUAAUGUUGAUCUUAUUAUUGUAUAGAUUUUAUUCAAAUUGUGAUUUAACUGAGAGCAAUUUCUCAGUAGUAUCUGCAAUUUAUUGACAUAUGUAUGUAAAUAUCAAUAUUAUUUCCACACAGGUUAUUUUCCACACAUGAGAAAACAAAGGUUGAGGUAACACUUUAAUCACUGUGCCUUCAUGACGUUUCUUCAAACACUGAAUUGCGCUUAUUUAAAUGACAAAAACAUGUUGGCUACAAAGAAGUUUCUUUUCAGAUAAUCAAAUGCCUUUUGCAUUGUUUGCCAAAUUUCAAGACGUGAUCUUACACUUGUUAAAUGCUAACUCGAGUCAUUAAAAGACACAAAGGCAUGUGCAGAUAAUGGGUCAGUCGUGAAAGAUCAUCCGUCAUAACACCAUCUGAUAAGGUUGGUUUAAUCCCACAGCAUGGAAGGCAAAUACACAAUGGAACAGCAUGCUAAAAGAUAUAGCUUUUACAAUUAACUUGAACAUUUUUUGUGUAUUUCUUUUUUUUGUUUUGUUUUCUUCUGUUUUGGGGGAGGAGAGGCGGGUUUUUGGGUAGAGUUGAGUUGCGUAUUAAAGUAACAUUCAGUUUGUAAAGCACUUUCAAAUUUAUGUCACAAUAUAAAAAGGUUAAGUUGGUUGGAGUGAUUUGCUUCUCGCACUAUGUUUGUCAGUUGUGAGGGUGUUUGACAUCAGAUACUGAAACAGUUACUCCAUGUUACUACUCUACAGGUAUUC